AUAAAUAAAUCACCGCUUCAGACUUCAGCGGAGUGUGAGUUCUCGAUGGCGAUCUGCGCUCCUUCCUCGGAUUCGUCGUCGGCGGGAAGCAAAAGUGGCUGGAUUGUGCACGGUCUUCUCCUGGGCGCGGCCAUCGCGGCGGCCGCCGGAGCCCACGUGGCCCUGGGCCUCCGCUGGUUCAGUAGAAAGUCCCGGUCCAAAGUUAUCGGGAUUAUCCCGGCCCGGUUCGCCUCCUCCCGGUUCGAGGGCAAACCCCUCGUCCCAAUCCUCGGAAAACCCAUGAUCCAGAGAACUUGGGAGAGAACAAAGCUGGCCUCUACUUUGGACCACGUUGUUGUAGCAACAGAUGACGAGAGGAUUGCAGAAUGUUGUAGAGGAUUUGGAGCAGAUGUAAUAAUGACAGCAGAAUCUUGCAGAAAUGGAACUGAACGCUGUAAUGAAGCACUUAAAAAGCUUGGAAAGAAUUAUGAUAUUGUUGUAAAUAUACAAGGAGAUGAGCCUCUUAUUGAACCAGAGAUAAUUGAUGGUGUUGUUAAAGCUUUACAGGGAGCUCCAGAUGCAGUCUUCAGCACUGCUGUCACAUCUUUGAAACCAGAGGAUGCACUUGAUCCGAAUCGUGUUAAAUGUAUAGUAAAUCAUCAUGGUUAUGCAAUCUAUUUCUCCCGGGGAUUGAUCCCUUUUAACAAGUCAGGGAAAGUUAACCCGCAUUUUCCAUAUCUGCUUCAUUUGGGAAUUCAGAGUUAUGAUUCAAAGUUUCUGAGUAUCUAUCCAGAACUUCCACCCACUCCCUUGCAACUAGAAGAAGACCUUGAACAACUUAAAGUUCUUGAGAACGGGUAUAAAAUGAAGGUAAUUAAGGUCGAUCAUGAUGCCCACGGUGUAGACACUCCUGAAGAUGUUGAGAGAAUAGAAUCAUUGAUGCGGGAAAGAAACAUUUCAUAAUGAAGAAGUGAUCAUGGUGCAAGAAAUGUGAUGCCAUCCCUGAAAUAGUUCCUAUCUCAGUUGUUUUCUUCUCGGAGACGGUCCGUAUCAACCAAGUAGUGGCAGCUAAUCUACUAGCAGAUUCUCCUUUCACAGUUCUUGUCUUUCCAUUGUGUUUACUCCUUAGGUUUGUGUAAUGUUUUGUAUCCCCAUAAUGAUGAAAAAUAAUUAAGAAAAUGUGAUAUUUUCCAUGUAUCUUUUUGCUAAGCAUACCCGAUAUUGCAUCAGUGAAUUCUUUGUUUAAGACAGGCCCGUGGGGGGGAAAUUUUUUUUUUCCAGUGGCAGAAUUUUUCGUAACA
Molecule: messenger RNA, 1280 nt
Organism: Asparagus officinalis (garden asparagus)
Lineage: Eukaryota; Viridiplantae; Streptophyta; Magnoliopsida; Asparagales; Asparagaceae
Product: 3-deoxy-manno-octulosonate cytidylyltransferase, mitochondrial-like
Exons: 8
Coding region: 46-942 (298 amino acids)
Cellular component (GO): cytosol
Molecular function (GO): 3-deoxy-manno-octulosonate cytidylyltransferase activity
Source: RefSeq, a predicted model, not a curated record